Messenger RNA from Penaeus indicus, 5335 nucleotides. RefSeq names its product RB1-inducible coiled-coil protein 1-like (gene Atg17). Lineage: Eukaryota; Metazoa; Arthropoda; Malacostraca; Decapoda; Penaeidae. The transcript has 29 exons. The record is from RefSeq and is a predicted model, not a curated record. Gene Ontology annotation, molecular function: protein kinase binding; molecular adaptor activity. Gene Ontology annotation, biological process: autophagosome assembly; reticulophagy; positive regulation of protein phosphorylation. The coding region runs from base 84 to 4226 and encodes 1380 amino acids. Gene Ontology annotation, cellular component: phagophore assembly site membrane; Atg1/ULK1 kinase complex.
GGAGCCCAACCGACCGAAUUCACCCGAAGGAAAACAAACUCGUCGGAAUUAUGAGGUGAUAUGUUGUAGCAACUGCAGGCAAAAUGCUUUACGUAUUUCUUGUGGAUACAGGGACCAUGAUGACCUUUGACAUGAACUUGGCACUGGAAAAUGUGUCAGUUCUGAAGGAGGUCAUUCACCGGUCCAUGAAGGUACCCCCAGAGAAGCAAGUCCUGCUCAUCUCUGGGGGUGAGGCUCUCGACCCCAGCCUCCGCGUGUGUCAGUACUCGGCUGGAACGGAUACCAACCCUAUUUUCCUCUUCUCUAAAUCCACAAUAGAGGGGCAGAAUCCUCCAUCCCCAAGCAUUGACUAUGGCUCCGACACUGAUCUACAGGACCAGGUUGAAGGUGCCCUGAACAUGCCAGCCAGUUACAACACAGUGGUGGCUCGAGCCCAGCUUGCACAGCAGUUUCACGAACACUCAAGAGAUCAGACGAGAAUAUGCCAGCAGCUAGUUCAUGAUCAGCACUUGCAGCAACAGGGUUGGGCUGCAGUAGUAGCAAAUCUUGAAGAUAUUGUUGCGGCAUUUAAAACACGUUUUGAAAGCUUUGAGCAAAACUUCAAUGAUUACUUGAAAGGUCGUGAAGAGAAAUUCACUAUCCUGGAGAAUUUUGAUGAAGACCUCAAGUUGCUGUCCAGAAUACCAGUCCUCCCAGCUCUUCUAGGACACACAAAGAAGGCAACUGAGGAAGGAAAACUGGCUGAGGACACGGAGAAUGAGGAAAGAAAAGUAGAUAAAGGAAAAGAUGAUGAUGACAGCUUUGAAACUCAAGUUGGCAUGAGUCUCCUAGAAUGGAUUAGCGCAAAAGACAGCCAGAACGAUGUAGAAAAGAUAGCACAACUUUGCUUUAGAGGCCUUACUCAGGUACAAGACAUCAAGAGGAGAUGCAUAAAGGCUAAAGAAGAACUCUCAGAAAAUUUGCAUGUCAGACUGAAGUGGAUCAUGUAUAUAGAGAAGAAGUUGUACGAACUGGACAACAAGCUGAGUAUGCACCGUGAAAAUGUCCGGCGGCUCACUGGGCUCUUGCAAGUGGUUGAGCAGAUCCACCGUGCUCCCCGAGUGUAUGUUGGUGCCAUUACAGAAGUGGCGCGCCGGCAUGCUUUCUCACAGGCGUUUGUACAGUGGGCAACAGCACUUAGCGUGGAAAGUAGCGAGGUAUGGCAACGUGAGGUAACUACCAGGAGACAUUUCUUGCAACAAUUCUCGUCGCAUUUCCUCACCAGCCUCUUCCCUGGCCUGGAUGACCUUCCUCCUGACUUUGCAACUCAGCCUCCAGACAAAUUUGAUGACACACUGCCAAAGUUAACAGGAGAAGACAUAGAACAGCUGCGAUCAGUGCUGCCCGAAUUGGCUUCUCUCCUCUUUGUGGGAGAAGUUGUGGCAGUACCGCCCCUGCUACAAACGGCUCUAAAUGGAAGACAUACACAAACUCCAAGAAGUAGCGGUACUUUUGUCAAGGAAGGCAGUGGUGAUGUUUAUGCCUCUGCUGUGACCACAGCUAACUCAGCAACCCCACGCAACACGCCUGAUCGUGAUGCAGUUUCUAGAGGGCAACCUGUGCGGCCUUCAUCUCUUUCAAGAGAGCACCAAGAGUCAGAGACAGACACUGAAGAGUUUGAGAAGGUUGGAUGUAGUGCUGGGAGUGAUGGCACUUUUUCUCCUAUGGAGGUUAUGCCAGAGGGUCGGGGAUCUGUGAAAACAAAGCACCACUUCCCAACACAGACAAGUGAUUCUAAACACAUCAAGCUAGAUGGAGGCUCUGCACAGCUGCCAGGAACUGCACAGGAGGAGCUAAGGCAGGGGAGCGUAGCAGCAGUGCCCCCCAGAGAUACCCCGCAGAGCCCCGAGUCUGUGGUGACCUCCCAGGAGUUUGUCACGGCUGAAUUCUACAUUGAUGAGUCGAUGCCCUCCAGCUAUACGGAGAGCAAUGGCACGACGGGGACCACGGCUUCCAGCACCUGGCACCCUCCGCUCGUGAAGACCCACCAUGUCAUCACCGCAGAGUUGCAGAAACAGCUAGAGGACAAAGACACUGCCAUUUUCUCGCUACAGAGUGACCUGAACCAGGCAAAGGACGAAGUGGACAGAUUGCAACAACGACUCAAUGCCUUGGCCUCCCUGGACUGUAAGGAUGCAGUCGUCAGUCUCAAAAGGGAGUUGGCGUCUCUCAGGGGAAAGGUUCGUGAUGAAGGAGCAACUUAUGUCAACUAUAUCUCAGAGUUGUCCUCUCGUCUCCUAGAUGUGUUGUUACAGUGCAAGCUCAGUCCUCACUGCCCUCUGGAAAUGAAAACGAUACAAGUGCAGACGUCAGCGGAGCAAAAUGCAGCAGUCAACGAGGCUGUCACUUUAGCCAGGGCAGAUAAGGACAAGUUGCAGGAGCAGUUGCAGGGAACGCUGGACUUGCAGGCCCAUAAACUCUCGGAUGCCCAGCGCGAAAUUGAAAUGUACCAAGAGCAGUUACACCGACACCAGGAAAACCUGCAGCAAACAACUGCCGAGUUUGAGGAAGUGAAGAGAGCUUUGAUAGAGGAGAAGAACGAGGCCGUGAAGCAGCUGAGCCUGGAGCACGAGUUAGAAAUGGUGGCCAUGAAGGAGCGAUGGCAGGAAGAGGACUCCUCGCGGCAGGAGGAACUUACGUCCUUAACUCAGAAACUGAAGAGCCUUGAGGAGGUCCUACAGAGGGCAGAGAGCGACCGAAACGAGCUGGAGAAGAACUUCCAGGAGCGGUUCGAGGCCCACUUCCAGGAGGAGAAAGAUAAGAUCGUGCAGAUUUUAGAGGUCAGCUUCAGCGAGCGCGAGAAGAAAGCCUUAGAGAGCCUGAAGGAACAGCUGACCCGGGAACACCAGGAGGAAGUGAGCAGACUGCUAAGUGAAAAAGAAGAGGCUCUGAGGUGUGCGUGUGAGGAGGUCCGGGUGAAGCUAGUGGCAGAGUGGAGAGAGGUAGUGGAUAAGCAGCACAAAGAUCUCAGUGAGAAGCAUGCAGCAGACCUUGCCAAGUGUAAGGAGCAGUGGGACCAGGAGAAACAGGCAGAGAUUGCUACCAAAGUCGCUGAAAUUGAGACCCGAUGGCGGGAAGAAAGGGACACAGAGAUUGAGCGAGUGAGACAGCAAUACAAAAUGGAGCUUGAGGGUCUGCGGUCGCGAUUUAGAAUGAUGACCACUGCCAGCAUGGACAAAUCACCUUCAGAAACGUCCUUGGAGAAGUUUGAGCGUGGCGAGUUUAUGGACUUGGCGGCUCACGAAAUCGCUCUUGCCAAGCUGAGGGAGGAAUUGCUACGAGAGAAGGAAGCAGAGCUGGAGGCGGUCAAGCUUGCUCUACAAGAACAAUUUGCUCAAGCACAAAAGGAGGAAUUACAGAAACAUGAAGAGAUGAGGAAAGAGGAAAGAAGAAGGAUAGAAGCAGAAAAGCAGGUCGUGUUCAAUGAUGCCAUAAAGUCAGUUACGCAAGACAAGGAAAGAGUCAUUGAAGACCUCAGACUAAGGGUAGAGCUCUUGACGGAUGAAACAGAGAAAUUGCGUAGGCUUAUGCACAAUGCUGCCACAGAGUCGAGUGACCAGAUAAUGACUGCUUUGGCCACAGAGAACCAGACCCUUAAGGAACGUUGUGAGACCUUGCAAAAGGACAUUGUGAGACUUGAAAAUGAACUGCUACGGGCCAAGAGAUUCAGCUUCGUGACAGAACGCCAGCACGAUCUCAGCAUGUCCUUCACAGAUGCCGGACCUGCGGGGGCGGCAGGUCCCAUCACAAGCAGUGAGGAUGUUAAAAAGCUUCAACAGGAAAAUCAGGAGCUGAGAGAUAAGCUGGAGCAGAGCCGGAGCGCGACCUCGCUGGUGGAGCGCGGCAAGAUCAGCAUCCACUCGUGCCAGCCGGGCGAGGCGGUGCUCCUUGUGUGGGACGACAUCCACCUCCACUACCGGGUGCUCCUCGAGGGCAACCCGCACCUGCACUUCCUCCACACCGAUGCCUACGUGCCGCUGGGCCUCUCGAAGGAGCCGCCACACAAGAUGUACUGCACGGCCGAGGUGGUCAGCAAGGAGUUCUGCCAAGCCAAGAAGGACGAGAACCGGUUCCGCGUUCCGAAGGGCACCAAGUUCUACCGCGUGAUGGCCAAGCCGUGGGAUAGCGAAGACACCUCACGACGAGACGGGAAGAAGGAGUCCCAGCAGGCAUCUCCUACCCAGUAGUAGCUCCAGCAUCCUAACUCCAGCAUCCUAUCCCAUCUCCCUUCCUCCGGCCUUCGAGGAUGCCCCUGGAUGAUGCUUACUCUUCACCACUCUGUCCCCGGCUUUGAGAAAUAGGACGCGACCGACCGAGACCCAUUGGUGGGGGAGCGUGGCGGUGUUGCAGCAGCUGUGGCCGUCAUCUUCUCGACUUGUUUGUAUCGUGACUCGUUUUCAUGUCAUUGUAACAUUCUGUAAACAUCGCCUUUCACAUUACUGUCUGACAUCUUUCACAACAUCACGGUUUCAUUUUCAUCAUUACAUUGUGACAGCCAUCCUUCGUGACACUUGACUUUUUUUUCCUGACAGAGACAGCUUUCCUAACUUUACAGUAAUAUAAUUGAUGAUUAAAAAAAAAAAACUUGGGAUAUCCGUUUCUUCUUCCUAUGGUAGUUUUUUCUAACGUUAUCAGAUCUUCAUUCAUAACACUUCAACAUAAACCAUUAAAAACUGGUAGUCUUAACAGUGUUUUUUUUCAUUUACACUUAGAAACGAACACAUACUAAUAUUUCACAUUAUCUUUUAAUUUAUAGUUCUCCAUUCAUCUAUUUACUCCUUUGUUUUAUGUUCAAUCAGAUCGUCUUCAGACUUCCCUCCCCCCCCCUCUCAUAUAUAUUAUGCAAUAAUAUGUAGAACAAGAGGCAAAGAUGGCAACUUAAAAAAAAGGGAAUGAUACAUGAAUAGUUUUUUUUGUGAUUAAAGAUAAUGAGCAUCAUAUUAACAAUUAACGAAAGACCUGCGUAUGAAGUCAAUGCUUGUGUAUUUGUUUUAACCUCAGAUUACAUGCCAUUGUAGUCCUCAAUCAUCUCGACUUUGUCUUUGCUCUCUGGAUGCAGCUUCUUAGACCAUUUCUUUGCACCACAUAGUUUUUUUUUUUUUUUUUUUUUUUUUUUUUUUUUUUUUUUUUCCUGCAGGUCUGCUUCGACUUAUUUUCUGGCCAAAUAGAUGAUCAGAGAUAUGAAAAGUAUUUCAAGGAUGUAAUUCAUGUAUUUUUACAAGGAAUCCAGUUAGAGAAGCAUGUAACAUUUGUAAUGCAGUGAGAAGAAUUUUUAAUAAAGGGUGUUUUUAAAAAG